AUAUUCUUUCUCGUUUCAUAAUUCCGUUCCGUUGCGUUCCAUCUGGUGCGCGUAAAUUGUACGACGUUCUCGAUAACGACCCGCCGCAUCUUCGUCGUUUCUUUGAAACUUUCAUCAUUUAUUGUUAUAGUCGGACUCUUCAAGGCCCCGGCCGGCAGAUCUCAUUAAGUCCAUCUCCCACUUGCUCUUCCUCCUUUCUUCCUCCAUGUCUCCGCCCGCUCUUUUCCUCCUCCUCCUCCUCCUUCUCCUAAUCCACCUCCCAUGGGGUGCGUCCAAGCCAAGGGUUCCUCCAACGCCUCGCCCUCGCAGGCCGACCUCCACGCCUUGAAGCGCGACAACGGGUACCUCCCCGGCAGCCACGCCGUCACGAAAUACCAACCCCUCCCUGACCGUAUUGCUGCGGACGGAGGAGGAAAAGCUUCGACGGGGGAUGAAGAAGGAAGCGAGGGUGUCGGAGUGCAGUCCCACAAAGCCUCUCUUCCGCUGUCGCAACCCGUGAGGCCAUCCUCCGUCGACGGGGGAGAGGAUGAAUUGAUAGGCGGAUGGCCUAAGUGGCUCGUCGCCAAUGUUUCGCCGGAGAUUCUAGUUGGUUUUGUCCCGAAGAGCGCUGACUGUUACGAGAAGCUCGACAAGAUAGGCCAAGGGACUUAUAGCAAUGUAUAUAAGGCCCGAGAUCGUGACACUGGAAAGAUUGUUGCUCUGAAGAAGGUUCGCUUUGACACAUCCGAAUCAGAGAGCGUGAAAUUCAUGGCCAGAGAAAUUAUGAUGCUGCAAAAGCUCGACCAUCCCAAUGUUAUCAAACUAGAAGGCCUUGCUACUUCGAGAAUGCAUUAUAGCCUAUACCUUGUCUUUGAUUUCAUGCAGUGUGACUUGUCAAGGAUUAUUUCACGCUCGGAUAUAAGGCUCACUGAACCACAGAUAAAGUGUUAUAUGAAGCAACUUCUCUCUGGUCUACAGCACUGCCAUGAGAGAGGAAUCUUACAUAGAGAUAUUAAGGGUUCCAAUUUACUGAUAGACAGGAAUGGGAUUCUGAAAAUUGCUGACUUUGGCCUAGCAAACUUUUACGACCCUAACAUAAAAGUUGCACUUACAAGUAGGGUUGUGACACUGUGGUACAGAGCACCUGAAUUACUACUGGGUACCACUGACUAUGGAGUCGGCAUUGAUCUUUGGAGUGCUGGAUGCCUUCUUGCUGAGAUGUUUGUUGGAAAACCAAUUAUAGCUGGCAGAAAUGAGAUUGAACAGCUCCAGAAAAUAUUUAUGCUUUGUGGAUCACCAUCAGAUGAUUUCUGGAAAAAACUGAAGUUGACUAGUAACUUCCAACCGCCUCCGCCGCACAAAUCAACUAUAUUUGAAACAUUUAAAGAUCUUCCUUCAUCUGCCUUGAGUUUAUUGAUUGUGCUGCUCGCACUAGAGCCUUCAAAUCGGGGCACUGCAGUAUCUGCUUUGCAAAGCAUUUAUUUCACUACAAGUCCUUCGGCGUGUGACCUUUCUGGCCUCCCUCUAAUUUAUAAAGAAUCAAAUGAAUCAGUUCAGUCACGUGAAAGGCGAAAGAAUAAAGCAUCAAGGGUGGUUCAACAGUCUCGAAAACAUAAAGACACUGAAAGGAAAUUGGAUACUACAAAAAUGAAAAGAUAUUCCGGAUCCUCCAACGAGGAGAAGCCAGUAGAUCUAAGCAACAAUAGCCAAGAGCCGAGUAGCAGCACUGGAAGCACUUCCUCCAGUACAAAGCCUCAGAAGUCGCCUCCAGCCCUCGUCGCAUCACUCUCACUGAUCACUGACCCAAUCGAAGAAGAAUCAUGUCGAACAGAAGGUGGUGAUCUAGCGUAUGAAGUUACUGAUGAUUACGAGAAAGCAAGCAUGCGCCAGUGUAGAUUGAUUAAGAGAUCAGCUUCGCCCUCGGAAAUGAGCAGGCAUUAUGGAAGGCAUACGUCGAAAGUUUCUCCAGACUAACUAAUAUCAUAUCUGUUUACUUCAUCGUAUUUUGUUGAUGUCGAUGCAAUAUUAUGUUAUUAAUGGAUUAUUAUUAUUGUUAUUAAUAUCUGUUGUGUUAUUUGUUUGAUAACUUGGCAUCUGUAGUGCCCCCAAGAAUUACAUGGCUUAAUAAGAUGUAUUACAAGGUGUGUUAUAAUUUGAUCCCA
This is a messenger RNA of Zingiber officinale, 2141 nucleotides long. RefSeq names its product probable serine/threonine-protein kinase At1g54610. The record is from RefSeq and is a predicted model, not a curated record. Gene Ontology annotation, cellular component: cyclin-dependent protein kinase holoenzyme complex; nucleus. Gene Ontology annotation, biological process: positive regulation of transcription elongation by RNA polymerase II; protein phosphorylation. Gene Ontology annotation, molecular function: cyclin-dependent protein serine/threonine kinase activity; RNA polymerase II CTD heptapeptide repeat kinase activity; ATP binding. NCBI's taxonomy places the organism in Eukaryota, Viridiplantae, Streptophyta, Magnoliopsida, Zingiberales, Zingiberaceae. Bases 262 to 1953 code for a protein of 563 amino acids. The transcript is spliced from 7 exons.